GGACCAGAUGCUGUGGCUGAAGCAGUAGGGCUGCUGAAAAGGUUAUUAUUGGAGAAGGAGAAGAUGGCUGCAGAGAUUCUCAGCCUUAAGGAGACAAUAAAGACAGAACGGGAGGAGUGGCUGCAGUUCCAGUCUGACCUGCAGGUAGCAGUGUCUGUGGCUGAGCGCUUGAGGCUGGAAGCAGAGCUGGCCCUGAGCAGUCUCAGAGACACCCACAAAGAUGCACAGGAACGUCUGGCUGCAUCCCUGCGCAGGCUCAGUCUGGCUGAAAGAGAGGAGGAGAAUUUGAGAGUAGAGCUCACAGAGACUCGUCAACAACUUUCAGUUCUAACAUCAGAGCAUCAGCAGAGGUUGGCUGAGCUUGACUUGUUUAGGCAGGCAACCAGAGCCAAGCUCAAACAAGAUCCUGAAAUCCAGGAGCAGGUUCAGUCUAGAGGAGACAAAAGUAAGAGAAAUCAGGGAACAAUAACUGAGCAAACUCAGGAAAUAUCAAUGGUGGUUGUAAAGGCUGCAAACCCAGAUGAGUUACUGGAGCACAUAUGUAGUGAACAGAAUGAAGUAAAUCACUUAAAAAUCAAAGAUCCAGAGAAUACUGGAGAGGCACUGGGGGAGAGUUCUGGUGGGUGGCGAGACACUGAGAACAGGAAAAAUGAACAUGGCAGCCAUGUGAAAAAUCCAAAGAGGAUUGUGAUGCUGUCAGAGCGGUCCAGGAGUCUUUCUCAAAUUCCCCUGCCAACUUGUACAUCUUCUGCCCUGUAUAGCAGCUGCCAAAGUCUCAACAGCACACAGAGUCCUGUCCGGAAGAGCCAGGAGUCAGUGAAAGGGAGAAGAAUGGACUGGCUUUCACAAAGACAGGAUAGCUGGUCCAGAAGCCUCCAAGGCAAUCAAGAUGACCCCAGUUCUGACUCAUCUGCUUUGUCAAGCAGCAAGACUGGCUGCAGGCCUAAGGACAGUUUCAGCAUGUUACUGCGGCGUCAUGGUGGCUCCAGGAGAAACUCUCUUCUACGCUGGUGUCAAAGCCGUACAAAAGGCUACAAGAACAUAGAAAUCACCAACUUCAGCAGCAGCUGGGAGGAUGGCUUGGCCUUUUGUGCUCUCUACCACACCUACCUACCCACACAUAUACCCUAUAGUGCUCUGAAGCCUGAAGAGAAGAUAAAAAACCUGGAUCUAGCCUUUCACACUGGUGAAAGUGUGGGAAUUAAAGGUAUACUGGCUGUGGAAGAGAUGCUGCGAGAAGAAGGUCCUGACUGGCAGAGGGUUCUGAAAUAUGUAGAAAACAUCUACCGCCAUUUUGAAAUGUAAGGUUACCAGUUAAACAUCCAUCUUUUUACCCGUUCCUUCAUUUUUCAACUGAAAUGAGUUCCUUAAAAAAAGUGCCAGGACUGAGUCUUCUAAGCAAAUGUUUACUGCACUUCAACUGUCUUCUGGCCUCAUGUUUGAGAGGUUUUGAUAUCUAGUGUGUACUAAGAUACUUGAGUAAAAACCAUGAGGAAUGGAGUAUCUUCUGAUUUAUUAUUUGCUUUUUAUCUGAAUUUUGUUUA
This is a messenger RNA of Electrophorus electricus (electric eel), 1544 nucleotides long. RefSeq lists its product as uncharacterized. Gene Ontology annotation, molecular function: protein binding. The record is from RefSeq and is a predicted model, not a curated record. Lineage: Eukaryota; Metazoa; Chordata; Actinopteri; Gymnotiformes; Gymnotidae.